AUUAACUUAUAAUAUAACUUUCAAAUUAAUCCACAAUGGAGGUUGAUCUUUCUCCUAAGUUUGCUAAGAAGACUAAUGGAGGCAAUGGUGGAUACUUCUCGACAUGGUCACCGUCUGAGCUUCCGAUGCUAGGCAAAGGAAACAUCGCCGCCGUCAAGCUCUCUCUUCUCAACAAUGGCUUUGUCCUACCUCAUUAUGCUGAUUCCUCUAAAGUCGGUUAUGUUCUUCAAGGCAGUGGUGUGGCCGGAAUUAUCUUACCGGAAUCAGAAGAAAAGGUAAUUGCAAUCAAGAAAGGCGAUGCACUCGCAUUACCGUUCGGUACAGUUAUAUGGUUUUACAACAAAGAAGACACAGAACUUGAAGUCAUUUUCCUCGGCGAUACCUCUAAAGCCCAUAAAUCCGGCGAAAUCACUGCUUUUAACCUCGCCGGCACUAACGCCAUAUUCACCGGCUUCUCCUCGGAGUUUCUCGCCCGAGCAUUUGACCUGGAUGAGGACUUUGUCACAGCCCUAAUCCAAAAUCAACCCGGCCAUGAAAUUAUCAAGCUUGAAGAAAAUUUCAAACUGCCUGAACCCAAUAAUGAACACAGACGAGGCAUCGCAUUGAGCUGCGACGAAGUUCCACUUUAUGUUGAUGUUAAAAACGGAGGCAGACUUGUUGUGUUAAACACCAAAAACUUUCCGAUACUCGGCGAAAUUGGACUUGGUGCCGAUUUAGUGACAUUGGAAGGUAAUGCAAUGUUCUCUCCAGGAUUUUCCUGCGACUCUGCUCUUCGAGUUACGUACAUUGUUCGAGGAAGCGGUCGUGUUCAGGUUGUCGGAGCUGACGGGCGUAAAGUCCUGGAAACUGAUUUGAAUGCAGGGUGUUUGUUCAUCGUUCCGAGGUUUUUUAUAGUUUCCAAGAUUGCUAAUCCUGAAGGAAUGGAAUGGCUCUCUGUUAUUACAACUCCUGAUCCUGUUUUCUCCCAUCUUGCUGGAAGGACUUCGGUUCUGAUGGCUCUGUCUCCACAGGUUCUGCAGGCAUCAUUUAAUGUUGAUUCUGAUGUCAUAAGACGUAUCCGUUUCGGGACUUCUGAUGCUAUUUUCUUCCCUUCCCGAAACUGAAGCGAUCCUGAGAAUUUGUUGCACGCCCUCUACUUCUACUAAUAUUGCACAGCCGAGUUCACCACAUAGAAUUAUAAAUUAUCUAUUGAUUAUGUAAUAAGUGGUGUAAAUUUACUAUUAAAUAAAGAAUAUCGAUUGAUGCAGUUAUUAAUUCGAGAUUUUAAAA
Mercurialis annua (annual mercury) is the source of this 1269-nucleotide messenger RNA. RefSeq names its product glutelin type-D 1-like. The transcript has 2 exons. Bases 36 to 1103 code for a protein of 355 amino acids. Gene Ontology annotation, molecular function: nutrient reservoir activity. NCBI's taxonomy places the organism in Eukaryota, Viridiplantae, Streptophyta, Magnoliopsida, Malpighiales, Euphorbiaceae. The record is from RefSeq and is a predicted model, not a curated record.